This is a messenger RNA of Cyanidioschyzon merolae strain 10D, 1935 nucleotides long. RefSeq lists its product as hypothetical. The record is from RefSeq and is a predicted model, not a curated record. The coding region runs from base 1 to 1935 and encodes 644 amino acids. Lineage: Eukaryota; Rhodophyta; Bangiophyceae; Cyanidiales; Cyanidiaceae. The transcript has a single exon.
AUGAAGCGGAAACGAGCGCUCAGGCGGUUGCAACCUGGGCAACAACAACUCAAGCCGGUGCCGAGGCACGAGUCUUCGGUUUGGGUCUGCUGCCCAGCGUGCCACGAACGUCUGGCGGCAGCGAGUCUGAGCUUUCACACCCUCUAUGACUGCAGCGAACGGAGGUCACAGGACGUGCUCGCUUCUGCGAACAGCAGCACCAUCAGUACUUGGGACAGGUUGCCAGACGAGACACCUGGAUCAGCGGAUCCCGCUCGGGACGCCUGCCUGGCGCAGACGCAAGCACAGCAGAACAGUUCGGAGUCUGCUGGAUGUCACCGAAACACAACUGGUGCGGCGUCGUCGUCGUCGUCGACCGCCUCCCAGCCAGACGUGUCAACGACGAAUACGAGUUUGCAGGCUGCAUACCAGACACUCACAGCAGACGUGCCGUACACGUCUUCUGCACACAGUGAAGCGCGGAACGCGUUUCGCUUACUGAUGACGCCUCAACGCUACCUAGCCUGUUACUGGACCAUGCAACGCUUUUAUCGCGGGAAUGAUGCCACCGGUGCGAACGGCACCUAUUUGCGCUCGGAACUGCUCUUCGCAGGUGAUUCGCGACUAGAGCGCCUGCUUACAGAGCCGUGUUGGCGAUGCUUGGGUAGCACGCGACUCGCUGACGCACUCUGGCGACCUAGCAACGUUCGCGAACAGUACGCAGACGCCAGCAAAAUCCGAACCCAAGUCAUUUGGCUGGCGCACAAGUCCCUCUUCGAGCAUGACGCAUAUGUGCCGGCUACAAAGCUUCUUGAGGGACGCGAGCCGCGUCUCCCGCGUGCGCUGCUGCUGUCGGCGCUGCAGAAGAGCAUCCGACGGGCUCGCUGGCCCCAGGUUGUUCGCCUCUCGCGCUACCUGAUCGAUCGAUACGGUUUGGGUAUGGUUGCGCGGCGACUGCUGGUUAUCACCGUGGAGGAUAGUAUGGCACACCCAGCCAUGCCGAUCCUGGCCUGGUUCAUGGGCACAGCGAGUAAGGGCUACCAACCGACUGCAGCCGAUGUCGAUGCAGUGCUGCGGUUCGCGGCUGAGAUCAGCAGCGUCGCCGUUCGUGACUUGCAGGUAUCGAGACGCUAUCACAGCAUUGAGGCGUUCCAGCACGACUGGGCGGUGUGCGAGGAAGCUUUUGGAACGUUGGUACCGGCACCAGCGCGGGCGCUCGUUGCCUCGUUGUUGUUGCGGGCGCUUUUCGGCGGCAUGCACGGUGAUCAGCUCAUGAUGCGGGAAUACGCUGUGGAAUGGUUGCGACGGUUUCUCUUGGAUACACAGCGUGAUCCGCUUCAACUGGAGAUACCAGCCGCACCACUGGCGAUGCUGCAGGAUUCGAUGCCGUCGCCAAAGAUACCGUCAGUGGAUCAGGCGUGGUACGCUGUCGCAGACGCUGCUGCCGCCACUGCGCCAUCUUGGCUCCAGUUCUUGGAAAAACUGUACGAAAGGGUCCGUAGCUUGUUAUCCUCGCAGCAAAUCCGCUGGGAAGCGGACCAGUGCGUAUCUAUUACCGAUAUACCGCCGGCGGCAGUAGGUCCAUUCAGCGGUCUUCCGUCACCAACGUCAGAGCGAGUGCAGCGGAGUCGCUUCUGGCAGCGCAUAAGCCGGACACUCCUCGACUAUGCUCCCAAAGCAGCACCAGAGGAUACCUGGGCCUCGCUUAUCUGGCAUUUGCGGGCCAAAUUAAACGUGCGGCCUUGCUGGUCGGUCGUCUUCGACGACAACGACGAAGACGACAACUCGACGUUCACCGUUGCGCUGCAGCUCGCGGAUAAUGCUUGCGAACAACUCCAGCCGUUCUUCACCAGUGCACAGCAACGAGUGUGUUGGCAGAACAUAGCACCCCAAGUCGAGGCUUUAUCCAUGAUGGUCUUGCGCCGCUAUUUCUCUGAGCACCAGACCCGAGGAUGA